AUGGGCAGACGGCGGCGGCUCGGUCUCCAGCCCUACUUCGUGUGGCUGGGCUGCGUGGCGCUCUGGGCGCAGGGCACCGGUGGCCAGCCCCAGCCUUCGCCGCCCAAGCCGCCGCGUUCUCAGCCGCUGCUGCCCCAGGUACGGCCCGCGGCCGCGGGCUCCGAAGGCGGCUUCCCCCCUCCCGAGUACCGCGACGAGGGAGCCGCGGUGGCCAGCCGUGUCCGCCGGCGAGGACAGCAGGACGUGCUCCGAGGGCCCAAUGUUUGCGGCUCUAGGUUCCACUCAUACUGCUGCCCAGGAUGGAAGACUCUCCCUGGAGGAAACCAGUGCAUUGUCCCAAUUUGUAGAAAUAGUUGUGGCGAUGGAUUCUGCUCCCGACCUAACAUGUGUACUUGCUCCAGUGGCCAGAUAUCACCUACUUGUGGAUCAAAAUCAAUUCAGCAGUGCAGCGUUAGAUGUAUGAACGGUGGGUCCUGUGCAGAAGACCAUUGCCAGUGUCAGAAGGGUUACAUUGGAACUUACUGCGGACAACCGGUUUGUGACAAUGGAUGUCAGAACGGAGGACGUUGCAUUGGACCCAACCGCUGUGCCUGCGUGUAUGGAUUCACUGGUCCUCAGUGUGAGAGAGAUUACAGGACAGGCCCAUGCUUCACUCAGGUCAACAACCAGAUGUGCCAAGGGCAGCUGACGGGCAUUGUCUGCACAAAGACCCUGUGCUGUGCCACCAUUGGACGGGCCUGGGGCCACCCCUGUGAGAUGUGCCCUGCUCAGCCCCAGCCUUGCCGACGGGGCUUUAUCCCUAACAUCCGCACUGGAGCAUGCCAAGACGUUGAUGAAUGCCAGGCAAUUCCUGGCAUAUGUCAGGGCGGAAACUGUGUCAACACUGUGGGCUCCUUCGAGUGCAGAUGCCCUGCUGGCCACAAGCAGAGCGAAACGACUCAGAAAUGUGAAGACAUCGACGAGUGCAGCGCCAUUCCUGGGAUAUGUGAAACUGGUGAAUGUUCCAACACCGUGGGAAGCUAUUUUUGCAUUUGCCCGCGUGGAUACGUAACUUCAACAGAUGGCUCUCGGUGCAUAGAUCAGAGAACAGGCACAUGUUUCUCAGGCCUGGUAAACGGUCGCUGCGCACAGGAGCUCCCAGGCAGAAUGACGAAGAUGCAAUGCUGCUGUGAGCCUGGCCGCUGCUGGGGCAUCGGAUCCAUUCCCGAGGCCUGCCCUGUCAGAGGCUCUGAGGAAUACCGCAGACUCUGCAUGGAUGGGCUUCCAAUCGGUGGGAUUCCUGGGGGUGCUGGUUCCAGACCUGGAGGGAAUGGCUAUGGCCCGGGCGGGGCAGGCUUCAUUCCUAUCCCAGGAGGCAAUGGCUUUUCUCCUGGCGUUGGGGGAGCUGGUGUUGGAGCCGGAGGACAGGGACCCAUCAUCACCGGACUAACAAUCCUGAACCAGACCAUAGACAUCUGUAAGCACCAUGCUAAUCUGUGUUUACAUGGACGCUGCAUCCCUACUAUUUCUAGCUACCGAUGCGAGUGCAACAUGGGUUAUAAGCAGGAUGCAAAUGGCGACUGUACAGAUGUUGAUGAAUGCACAUCAAAUCCCUGCACUAAUGGAGAUUGUGUUAACACACCUGGAUCCUAUUACUGCAAAUGUCAUGCUGGAUUCCAGAGGACUCCUACCAAGCAAGCAUGCAUUGAUAUUGAUGAGUGCAUCCAGAACGGGGUUCUUUGUAAAAAUGGUCGCUGCGUGAACACAGAUGGGAGUUUCCAGUGCAUUUGCAAUGCCGGCUUCGAAUUAACUACGGAUGGAAAGAACUGUGUUGAUCACGAUGAGUGUACAACCACCAACAUGUGUUUGAAUGGGAUGUGCAUUAAUGAAGAUGGAAGCUUCAAGUGCAUCUGCAAACCAGGGUUUGUCUUGGCUCCAAAUGGGCGUUACUGCACUGAUGUUGACGAAUGCCAGACCCCAGGAAUCUGCAUGAACGGACACUGCAUCAACAACGAAGGGUCCUUCCGAUGUGACUGUCCCCCUGGCCUGGCUGUGGGAGUGGAUGGCAGGGUUUGUGUUGAUACUCACAUGCGCAGUACCUGCUAUGGUGGAAUCAAGAAGGGCUUGUGUGUGCGUCCCUUCCCUGGUGCGGUGACCAAGUCUGAAUGCUGCUGUGCCAACCCUGACUACGGCUUUGGAGAGCCGUGUCAGCCAUGCCCUGCUAAAAACUCAGCUGAAUUCCAUGGUCUCUGUAGCAGUGGAAUAGGCAUCACUGUGGAUGGAAGAGAUAUCAAUGAGUGCGCUUUGGAUCCCGAUAUAUGUGCCAAUGGGAUUUGUGAAAACCUACGUGGCAGUUACCGUUGUAAUUGCAACAGUGGCUAUGAACCAGAUGCCUCUGGGAGAAACUGUAUCGAUAUUGAUGAAUGCCUGGUGAACAGAUUACUUUGUGAUAAUGGACUGUGUCGAAACACACCUGGAAGUUACAGUUGCACAUGCCCACCUGGUUAUGUGUUCCGGACCGAGACGGAGACAUGUGAAGAUGUAAAUGAAUGCGAGAGCAGCCCAUGCGUCAAUGGGGCCUGCAGGAACAACCUUGGGUCUUUCCAUUGUGAAUGUUCACCUGGCAGCAAACUCAGCUCAAGCGGAUUGAUCUGUAUUGACAGCCUGAAAGGGACCUGUUGGCUCAACAUCCAGGACAACCGCUGUGAAGUGAACAUCAAUGGAGCCACGCUGAAGUCCGAGUGCUGCGCUACCCUGGGAGCUGCCUGGGGGAGUCCCUGUGAGCGGUGCGAGCUAGAUACAGCUUGUCCACGAGGGUUUGCCAGAGUUAAAGGUGUUAGUUGUGAAGAUGUGAAUGAGUGUGAGGUAUUUCCUGGCGUUUGUCCAAAUGGACGCUGUGUCAAUAGCAAAGGAUCUUUUCACUGUGAAUGUCCUGAAGGACUGACAUUGGAUGGAACUGGUCGAGUGUGUUUGGAUAUCCGCACGGAGCAAUGUUACCUGAGGUGGGAUGAAGAUGAAUGUGUCCAGCCAGUGGCAGGAAAGUUCCGCAUGGAUGCUUGCUGCUGUGCAGUUGGGGCAGCUUGGGGCACUGAGUGUGAGGAAUGCCCCAGGCCUGGCACCAAGGAGUAUGAGACCCUGUGCCCUCGUGGUCCUGGCUUUGCCAACAGAGGAGAUGUUCUUACUGGACGGCCAUUCUACAAAGAUAUCAAUGAAUGCAAGGCAUUCCCUGGGAUGUGUACCUACGGAAAGUGCAGGAACACAAUCGGAAGUUUUAAGUGUCGCUGCAACAGUGGCUUUGCUCUUGACAUGGAGGAAAGGAAUUGCACGGACAUCGAUGAGUGCAGGAUCUCCCCGGACCUCUGUGGACGUGGAAUCUGCGUCAACACCGCAGGCAGCUUUGAGUGUGAGUGCUUCGAGGGCUACGAGAGCGGUUUCAUGAUGAUGAAGAACUGCAUGGACAUUGACGAAUGUGAACGUAACCCUCUCCUUUGUAGGGGUGGCACCUGUGUGAAUACUGAGGGCAGCUUUCAAUGCGACUGUCCCCUGGGACAUGAGCUCUCACCAUCACGUGAGGACUGUGUGGAUAUUAACGAAUGCUCCCUAAGUGACAAUCUCUGUAGAAAUGGAAAAUGCGUGAACAUGAUUGGGACCUAUCAGUGCUCUUGUAACCCUGGAUACCAGGCCACACCUGACCGCCAGGGUUGUACAGAUAUCGACGAAUGUCUGAUCAUGAACGGGGGCUGUGACACGCAGUGCACAAAUUCCGAAGGAAGCUACGAAUGUAGCUGCAGUGAUGGCUACGCGCUGAUGCCAGAUGGGAGAUCGUGUGCAGAUAUUGAUGAGUGUGAAAACAACCCUGACAUCUGCGAUGGGGGCCAGUGUACCAACAUCCCGGGAGAGUAUCGCUGUCUCUGUUAUGAUGGUUUCAUGGCUUCUAUGGACAUGAAGACAUGCAUUGAUGUGAAUGAGUGUGACUUAAAUUCAAACAUCUGUAUGUUUGGAGAAUGUGAGAACACCAAGGGGUCCUUCAUCUGCCAUUGUCAAUUGGGCUAUUCUGUGAAGAAGGGGACCACGGGAUGUACAGACGUGGAUGAGUGUGAAAUUGGUGCGCACAACUGCGACAUGCAUGCCUCAUGUCUGAACGUUCCGGGAAGCUUCACAUGUAGCUGCAGAGAAGGCUGGGUUGGAAAUGGCAUCAAAUGUAUUGAUCUGGAUGAAUGUUCCAAUGGGACCCACCAGUGCAGCAUAAAUGCUCAGUGUGUAAAUACCCCAGGCUCCUACCGAUGUGCUUGCUCUGAAGGUUUCACAGGAGAUGGCUUUACCUGCUCAGAUGUCGACGAGUGUGCAGAAAACAUCAAUCUCUGUGAGAAUGGACAGUGCCUCAACGUCCCGGGUGCCUAUCGAUGCGAGUGUGAGAUGGGCUUCACUCCAGCCUCAGACAGCAGAUCCUGCCAAGAUAUUGAUGAAUGCUCCUUCCAGAAUAUCUGUGUCUUUGGAACAUGUAAUAAUUUGCCUGGAAUGUUUCAUUGUAUCUGUGAUGAUGGCUAUGAAUUGGACAGAACAGGCGGGAACUGUACAGAUAUUGAUGAGUGCGCAGACCCCAUAAACUGCGUGAAUGGUUUAUGUGUCAACACACCUGGUCGCUAUGAAUGUAACUGUCCGCCUGAUUUUCAGCUGAAUCCUACUGGUGUGGGCUGUGUGGACAACCGUGUGGGCAACUGCUACCUGAAGUUUGGUCCUCGAGGCGACGGGAGUCUGUCUUGCAACACUGAGAUUGGGGUGGGUGUCAGUCGCUCCUCCUGCUGCUGCUCUCUGGGGAAGGCCUGGGGAAAUCCCUGUGAGACAUGCCCACCUGUCAAUAGCACUGAAUAUUACACCCUGUGUCCCGGAGGGGAAGGCUUCAGACCUAACCCCAUUACCAUCAUCUUAGAAGACAUCGACGAAUGUCAGGAGUUACCAGGGCUCUGCCAGGGUGGAAACUGCAUCAACACUUUCGGGAGCUUCCAGUGUGAGUGCCCGCAAGGCUACUACCUCAGCGAGGAAACCCGCAUCUGUGAAGAUAUUGAUGAAUGUUUUGCACAUCCUGGUGUGUGUGGGCCAGGGACCUGCUACAACACCCUGGGAAAUUACACCUGCAUUUGCCCACCUGAAUACAUGCAGGUCAACGGAGGGCACAACUGCAUGGACAUGAGAAAAAGCUUUUGCUACAGAAGCUAUAAUGGAACCACUUGUGAGAAUGAGUUGCCUUUUAAUGUGACAAAGAGAAUGUGCUGCUGCACCUAUAAUGUGGGUAAAGCCUGGAACAAACCUUGUGAGCCAUGCCCAACCCCGGGAACAGCUGACUUUAAAGCCAUAUGUGGAAAUAUUCCUGGAUUCACCUUUGACAUUCACACAGGAAAAGCUGUGGACAUUGAUGAAUGCAAAGAGAUUCCAGGCAUUUGCGCAAAUGGCGUGUGCAUUAACCAGAUUGGCAGCUUCCGCUGUGAAUGCCCUACAGGAUUCAGUUACAAUGACUUGCUCUUGGUCUGUGAAGACAUUGAUGAGUGCAGCAAUGGCGACAACCUCUGCCAGCGAAACGCAGACUGCAUCAACAGCCCCGGCAGUUACCGCUGUGAAUGUGCUGCCGGUUUCAAGCUGUCCCCCAACGGGGCUUGUGUCGAUCGCAACGAGUGUUUAGAAAUUCCUAACGUUUGCAGUCACGGCCUAUGUGUUGAUUUGCAAGGAAGUUACCAGUGCAUCUGCCACAACGGGUUUAAGGCUUCUCAGGACCAGACCAUGUGCAUGGAUGUUGAUGAGUGUGAGAGGCAUCCAUGUGGGAACGGAACUUGUAAAAACACCGUGGGAUCCUAUAACUGUCUCUGCUACCCCGGGUUUGAACUCACGCAUAAUAACGACUGCCUGGAUAUCGAUGAGUGCAGCUCCUUUUUCGGUCAGGUGUGCAGAAACGGACGGUGUUUUAAUGAAAUUGGCUCCUUCAAGUGUUUAUGUAAUGAAGGUUAUGAACUCACGCCAGAUGGCAAAAACUGUAUAGACAUGAACGAAUGCGUGGCCCUUCCUGGCUCGUGUUCCCCUGGCACCUGUCAGAAUUUGGAAGGCUCCUUCAGAUGCAUCUGUCCGCCCGGGUAUGAAGUGAGGAGCGAGAACUGCAUCGAUAUCAACGAAUGUGACGAGGAUCCCAACAUCUGUCUUUUUGGUUCCUGCACCAAUACUCCAGGAGGCUUCCAGUGUAUCUGCCCCCCUGGCUUUGUGCUGUCUGAUAAUGGGCGGCGGUGUUUUGAUACUCGCCAGAGCUUCUGCUUCACCAAUUUUGAAAACGGAAAAUGUUCCGUGCCCAAAGCUUUCAACACCACAAAAGCAAAAUGCUGCUGCAGUAAGAUGCCAGGAGAGGGCUGGGGCGACCCCUGCGAGCUGUGCCCCAAGGAUGACGAAGUUGCCUUCCAGGACCUGUGUCCAUACGGCCACGGGACUGUCCCUAGUCUUCAUGAUACACGUGAAGAUGUCAAUGAGUGUCUUGAGAGCCCAGGCAUUUGCUCCAAUGGCCAGUGUAUCAACACAGACGGAUCCUUCCGCUGUGAGUGCCCCAUGGGCUACAACCUGGACUACACGGGGGUACGCUGUGUGGAUACUGAUGAAUGUUCAAUCGGCAAUCCGUGUGGCAAUGGUACGUGCUCCAACGUGAUUGGGAGUUUUGAAUGCAACUGUAACGAUGGCUUCGAGCCCGGCCCCAUGAUGAACUGUGAAGAUAUCAAUGAGUGUGCCCAGAACCCGCUACUGUGUGCUUUCCGCUGUAUGAACACCUUCGGGUCCUACGAGUGCACAUGCCCAAUUGGCUAUGCCCUGAGGGAAGACCAGAAGAUGUGUAAAGAUCUGGAUGAGUGCGCAGAAGGCCUGCAUGACUGCGCGUCUCGAGGCAUGAUGUGUAAGAACAUGAUCGGCACCUUCAUGUGCAUCUGCCCCCCAGGAAUGGCCCGGAAGCCUGAUGGAGAAGGCUGCGUAGAUGAGAAUGAAUGCAGGACCAAGGCAGGCAUCUGUGAAAAUGGGCGUUGUACAAACAUCAUUGGGAGCUAUCGGUGCGAAUGUAAUGAAGGGUUCCAGCUAAGUUCUUCUGGGACUGAAUGUCUUGACAAUCGGCAGGGCCUCUGCUUUGCAGAGGUAUUGCAGACCAUGUGUCAAAUGGCUUCCAGCAGCCGAAAUCUUGUCACAAAGUCAGAGUGCUGUUGUGAUGGUGGGCGAGGCUGGGGCCACCAGUGUGAGCUGUGCCCACUGCCUGGAACUGCCCAGUACAAAAAAAUAUGUCCUCAUGGUCCAGGAUACACCACUGAUGGCAGAGAUAUCGAUGAGUGUAAAGUCAUGCCAAACCUCUGCGCCAAUGGUCAGUGCAUCAACACCAUGGGCUCGUCGCGCUGCUUCUGCGAGCUCGGCUACACCACAGACCUCAGCGGCACCUCUUGUGUUGAUCUAGAUGAAUGUUCCCAGUCCCCCAAACCAUGCAACUUCAUCUGCAAGAACACUGAAGGAAGUUACCAGUGCUCUUGUCCACGGGGCUAUGUCCUACAAGAGGAUGGAAAGACGUGCAGAGACCUCGACGAAUGUCAGGCCAAGCAGCACAACUGCCAGUUCCUCUGUGUGAACACCCUAGGGGGGUUUACCUGCAAAUGCCCACCUGGUUUCACACAGCACCACACAGCGUGUAUUGACAACAACGAGUGUGGGUCCCAGCCUGCGCUGUGUGGCGCAAAGGGAAUCUGCCAGAACACCCCGGGCAGCUUCAGCUGCGAAUGCCAACGAGGCUUCUCUCUGGAUGCCAGUGGACUGAACUGUGAAGAUGUUGAUGAAUGUGAUGGAAACCAUCGGUGCCAGCAUGGCUGCCAGAACAUCUUGGGAGGCUACCGAUGCGGUUGUCCUCAAGGUUACAUUCAGCACUACCAGUGGAAUCAGUGUGUUGAUGAGAACGAAUGCUCCAACCCCAGUGCCUGUGGCUCAGCCUCCUGCUACAACACCCUGGGGAGCUACCAGUGUGCCUGCCCCUCGGGCUUCUCCUUCGACCAGUUCUCCAGUGCCUGCCAUGAUGUGAACGAGUGCUCAUCCUCCAAGAACCCGUGCAACUACGGCUGCUCCAACACGGAAGGGGGUUACCUCUGCGGCUGUCCGCCCGGAUACUACAGAGUGGGACAAGGCCACUGUGUCUCAGGAAUGGGAUUUAACAAAGGGCAGUACCUUUCGCUGGAUACGGAGGUCGAUGAGGAAAACGCUCUGUCUCCGGAAGCAUGCUAUGAAUGCAAGAUCAACGGUUUCCCCAAGAAAGAAGAGCGGCAACGGAGAAGUGUUCGGGAGCCUGCUGCAGCUACUGUUGAACAGAUCAGCCUAGAGAGUGUGGACAUGGACAGCCCCGUGAAAAUGAACUUCAGCCUCUCCGGCCUGGGCUCCAGAGAGCACAUCCUGGAACUCAUGCCUGCCAUUGAGCCCCUCAACAACCACGUCCGCUACGUCAUCUCCCACGGCAACGAGGGUGGAACCUUCCGCAUCCACCACAGGAAUGGGCUCAGCUACUUGCACACGGCCAAGAAGAAGCUGGUGCCCGGCACUUACACACUGGAAAUCACGAGCGUCCCUCUGUACAAGAAGAAGGAGCUGCAGAAACUGGAAGACAGCAACGAGGGCGACUACCUCGUAGGAGAGCUUGGGGAAGCUCUCCGAAUGAGGCUGCAGAUCCAACUCUACUAAACGCCCUGCAAACUUGGUUCCAGGGGCAAACCCCAGCCCUGCCAGCCUUCAGCCAUGUUUGAGAAGUCAGUGCCUCUUUCCAGGAGGGGAGAGAAAAACCAACACACACACCCCCCCCACACACGUUGCCUUCGAUCCUCCUCCCUGGCUCAGACUUCAGAAUGCUGACCCUCACAGGGAGAGAGAAUCUAGACUCUAAUGUGGCCAAAGAUUUGAGGACAGAGGAAGCCGUGGUUACUGUAUUUUUAUAUAAUUUCACUUUAAAUAUAUUAAAGGAAAAAGAAGAAGAAAACCUUAAAUGUCCAAGCGAUCAGCAUAUGGCACUAAAUGCACAAAAAUAAUGUGAGCGUUUUUUUUGUUUUUGUAACCUGUUAGCAGUCUGUAACACUUUGGGUAUUUUGCUAUAGUUGCUAAUUAAAAAAAAUAUAGAUGUUUAUUUAUUUUAAUGCAGUAAUAUAUGGAGAAAUGAACAAACUAUGUAAACAAAAAAAAAAGGGAAACUCGCUUGUUUUUCUUUAGAUUUAUAAAUUUGAGCUAUUUCUUUUCGAGGUGCUUUUCAGACAAAUUCAGUAGAUCCAAGGGAUGUUUCCUUUGGUGUCCAGCCAGUCAUCCAAGUGGUAUACAUCGGAUGAUUUCAAAGAAAAGGCUCCCAGAGCUGACUGGGGAGCGUAAUCCGUAACCCUAAAGCCGCGGAUGUCAUUCGAUCCUUUACAAAGGAGAUCGAAGCCAGAGCAGCUCCUUGUGACCACUGCUUCCCUUCACCAGACCCUCGGGGCACAGGAAGUUGAAGCACAGCCACUGUAGCAAAAUACCUUGACUGCUCGAGAGACCGUUAGCGUUGCAGGCCAAACCGUACUGUAUUUCCUUCUCCUGACCUCAAGAACCACACGUGCUGCCCGCAACCCCUCCUCCUUACCCAGGGUGCUCUGUGCAGAGCUGGUGGUACGGUAGGCAGCUGAGGAAUGCCGUUCCUUGGAAGAGGAACACCUGGCGUUCUGUAGCAUUUGGUGCUGUCUUAGAUUCAUGGUGCAUUUAUGAUGUUCAAGCUAUUUCAGGAUGGCCAUAUGUGCAAACAAAUCAUGCAGUGCAGCCAAGGAAUAUAUGUUCUUGUUGUUUUUUAAGUCCAUUUUUUUUUUAGAGUUUUCAUUAAUACUGUAGUUAUAACACCAUAUGCCUCGUUUAAUCAUAGCCUAUAGUGUAUGAAAGAUGUUUGUACAAUGAAUUGAUGUUUAGUUUGCUGUAGUCAUUGAAAAAGAUAUUGUACCAGGACGUGCUAAUAAGAGCAUGUGUCAGUGUUCUCGACCCAAGAACCUGUUCCGGACCAGUCCCAAACCUCACUCGUGAAAUGGCCAAGGCGCACGCAGACUCCGCUGCUUCCUCUCACCCUAUGUUGACCAAAGAGUAGUAACCAGUUAUAUCCAGUGUUUUGUCUUGUUUUGUUUUGAAUAACUAAAAGAGACCGUGUACAUUUGUAAUCAAGUGUUUGUGAGGAAAAACAACAGUUUUUGGUUUUGUUUUUUGUUGCGGUUUUUUGUUAUUUUCUUGGUAGGUCUCAUGUAUCAAAUAUGACACUUUUAUUGCAAUAAAGCUUAUUUUGGGGUA
Echinops telfairi (small Madagascar hedgehog) is the source of this 10305-nucleotide messenger RNA. RefSeq names its product fibrillin 2 (gene FBN2). The coding region runs from base 1 to 8703 and encodes 2900 amino acids. The transcript is spliced from 65 exons. The record is from RefSeq and is a predicted model, not a curated record. Gene Ontology annotation, molecular function: calcium ion binding. Lineage: Eukaryota; Metazoa; Chordata; Mammalia; Afrosoricida; Tenrecidae.